Podarcis muralis (Common wall lizard) is the source of this 1537-nucleotide messenger RNA. The record is from RefSeq and is a predicted model, not a curated record. NCBI's taxonomy places the organism in Eukaryota, Metazoa, Chordata, Lepidosauria, Squamata, Lacertidae.
UGCAUGCCAGGAGCACAAAGGAAGGUGGUGGGCUGGCAGGAGGGAACAUAGGAGCCAACUCCUAGGGGCUGGGGUGUCUUCGCCCCCCCCCAAAGUUAAUGGACACUGCCAUUCAAAUGGAGGCGCCAGUAGCCGUCCGGUCGUUACGAAACCCAGCUCGUCAGCGGAGGCAAGAGCCUGCUAUUUCAGCGAGGCUUGCUCCAGAGAAAGCGCAAACAACACAACACAACACCAGGAUGGCAGCUCAAGCCUCUGGCGGAGCCAUUGUUGAUGCCAGUUUCCCACAAUGAUAUGUGCCGAAACCUCUCUCCUAGCUGGUGCCUGUCUCGGGCAGGCAGCCCGAUGCCAAUGCACGCCCAGAGCCAGCUUGAGAUAGCUACUAUGAAGCCAACUCUAAUGGUCCCAGAAUCCCAGAUGGUGAAAAACGAAGUGGAUCUUAUCAAAGCUCAGCUGUAUGCUCAAACCAAGGCUUUUCAGGCAUUGAGCCACUCAAUCACCUUGUUGGAGCAGGAGAGCAACCAGCAACAAGGUCGGAUCAAGGAGCUGGAAGAGGAGGUGCAGUUUUUUGCCCGCUCACCUCAUGGGGAGAUGUUUGAUAGCUUCAUCCAGAAAAGGAUCCAGGAUGUAUGGAAAGUCAUGAGCAGAGAGGUCCAAGGACUCCAUGGAUCCAUGAUCGAGAAGGAAAGCUCCAUGGAGAACCUGUCGCAAGCGGUCCUUGAGAGCAAGAAGUUGCUUUGGGAGGAGCUGGAAGCUGUGCAGGGUGAACUGCGGCGCAUUCAUCAGAAACUGAAGGACCAGGAGGUUGAGAUCACCAGGAACAUGGGCAGCAUUAAGAAAAUGCAGGCAAAUCAGCUGAAGUGCACCAAGUUCCUGGGCCAGCUGAAGUGCAGAACAGCAGGCGAUGCCUUAGAAGCUGCGGAUAAUAAGCCUGUGACUGAAGAGCUAAAAAAUAUCUGGUCAGCUGUCAACACGCUGCGCAACUCCUUCACCAACAGCAACUGGAGUGACAAGAGGGGGUCUCAGAGGAUGAAAGGUCGGGGCAGCCAACAUCAAAGGAAAUGUAGCUCACCUGAGGCCUUUUUAUCGGACUCAGCCCUAUAUCAGGCCCACAGUAGCUCAGAGAACAGCUCGUAGAAUGCAGAGGUAUAGAGCAAAACUCAACUCAGGAACCUGGAAAGACUGGCACCUUCCUGGGGGCUGAAUUAUGGACAGUGCAGAUGAAAUUAAACCGCGCUGCUUGGAAAGAAGGUUGUCCUGGACAUGACUAGAACAGGAACCCAGAAAGCUCCUUUCUACCAAGUCUCAGGCCCUUGGUUCGUCUAACACAAUAUCACCUGCACACUGGUUAGCAGAGGUCUUUGCCAGUCCCACCCAGAGAUGCCUAAAGGUGAACUAGGAGCCCUGGGGUGUGCAGAGUGUGUGAUCUGCCCCUGAGCCGUGGACCUUUCCUGUCGUUUAGUCGUGUCCGACUCUUCGUGACCCCAUGGACCAGAGCACGCCAGGCACUCCCGUCUUCCACUGCCUCCUGCAGUUUGGU